Molecule: messenger RNA, 1431 nt
Organism: Iphiclides podalirius (scarce swallowtail)
Lineage: Eukaryota; Metazoa; Arthropoda; Insecta; Lepidoptera; Papilionidae
Source: the annotation of a GenBank genome assembly
AUGGAACAGCCGGCCCCCUUGUCUCCUGGACGUGCGCUGAUGUCAGAGGGGAUGGAAGCGAAGGACCGGCUCGUCGAGGAGAUCUUGCUCCUCGCGCUGUUCCUGGUGUCGACCGCCGCCAACUCCUUGGCGCUGCUGGUCUUCUGUCGCCGACCCGGGCUCAGGACCAUUUCCAAUCGGUUCGUCAUAAACCUCCUUGCGACGAACCUCCUGACCACGACCCUGCUAGCGCCCGCGCUUUUCGGCGAGCACUCUGCGAGGGAUACCGUGGCCUGGGUGGAGGCGGGAGACGCUGCCGCGUCCGCUUGCAGUCUGGCGGCGCUGCUGGCCGUCAUGCUGAUAGCUCUGGACCAGCAUCACGCGGUCACUGACCCCCUGCGCUGCCACACCCGCCUGCUGCAGCGGCGCCCCGCGGCACUCUGCGCUGCCACCUGGCUGGUGUCCGCCGCCGCGGCCGCCACACGGGCGUCGAUCGCGGUCUUCCGCCACUUCUACCCGCUCGAGCCCGCCAUCUGGGGAGUCGAACUGGCCUACUACGUAGUGUACCUAGUGACGGGCGUGAUCGUCCCGAUAACUGUCGUGUGCGUGAUGUACGCGAGGAUAUACCGCGCCGCGCGCUCGUCCGGACUCAGAGCGCGCGCGCACGGAGCCAGCGCCCUGCAGCUCCACGAGCCCACAGUGAACCUGCCCGACCUGGUGGAGGAGGGCGAUGGGCUGACGCUGAAGAUAGACGUGCCGGAUGGUGACGGUGACCGUAAAUUCGGGCCGUUCUUACUGCCGCCCGAGCGCCCGAUGCGCUGCCCUUCGGUGGCGAGCUUGAGGAACGCGCGGAAGGAGGGAAAAUCGAGCGAGGAUCUCAGGAAGGGGCUGCCGGCAGUGAGCUCCGCGCCGUCGCUCGCGGCGCCCCUGCUCUCUACGCAGCCCCGCGCGCCAACCGGCGGCGGCUCCCGGAUCACGUCGAUCCGCUGCCGCAUCUCCAACGCGUCGCUGUUCCGCUACCGGGAGGAGUCGCGUGCGGCGCGCGUGGGCCUGCUGACGGGAGCGCUGGUGCUGCUGCACGUGCCGCACGCGAUCACCGCCUUAGUUUCCGCCGCGGCGCCCCAGUUGGGGGCGGAGGCGCGCACGCCGUCGCUCGCCCUCCUCCUGCUGGCGUCGGCGGCGUCGCCGUUCCUGUUCGCGCUGCGCUCGCGCCGGGUGCAGCGCGAGGCGCGGCGCCUGCUGCUGCCCGAGAAGAGCGCGUGGGAGCGGGCUUCGGGCGCGGCGUCGUCUGCAGCCGCGGACGGGCAGAGGGCGCGCGCCGCCCUCGAGCUGCUGCGGACCCUGACGCCGGGCGAGGGCGGGGCAGCGCCGAGCUCCGGCGCGGAGGGCGCACCGUGCCGCGGCUCCUUCAGCUCGGGGGGCAGCACCCAGCUGUCCUCCGCCUCGGACGAG